CUGUUUGUGUCAGAGAUGAUGGCACUGACAAAUUUAGUUUUUUGAAACAAGCCAAGGAGAAAAUGGAAUGAUAUUGUAAGAUGUUUAACUUUGAUGCUUUGGUGGUGACCUGGAAUCAGAUUGACUGGGGACCAGGGAGAACAUUUACGGUAGCUCAAGUCCCACCUCAACUCCCAAGAACGUUUGACACCUGAACACUCAACUCCCACCAGUCAUGGGGAAGUCUAAGAAGAAAGAGGAGGCUGUCUUUCUGAGGAAAAAGAUCACCCUUUUGAGGGCUUUCUCACUCCUCAUCGGCAGCAUGGUGGGCAGUGGCAUUUUCAUUUCCCCCAAAGGUGUGCUGAAAAACUCUGGCAAUGUGGGUCUCUCCUUGGUCAUCUGGUUUGGCUGUGGGAUCCUUUCUAUGUUUGGUGCUUUGAGUUAUGCGGAACUUGGCACACGAAUCACAAAGUCUGGAGGUCAUUACAUCUACAUCUUGGAGACCCUGGGCCCUCUGCCGGGGUUCCUCUUCCUGUGGGCUGAAUACUUUGCUAUAAGACCGGCCAACAGUGCUGUUGUGGCUUUGGCAUUUGGGCGCUACAUCCUGGAGCCUUUGUUUGCUCCCUGUGGAGCUCCGCUUCUAGCUGUGAAACUGGUUGGUCUCCUAGGAUAUUAUAUUGUCCUCAUCUUGAACUCUUGGAGUGUUAGCUGGAGUGCCAGGCUUCAGACCAUCUUGUCCAUUGUCAAGCUUGCAGCUCUCGCUCUUAUCAUUGUUCCAGGCAUGAUACUUUUAGCCCAAGGCCAUACAGAAAAUUUCCAGGAUGCUUUCAACGCCCAAGCACUCGUUUUGGACAAACUACCAUUAGCGUUUUAUGCAGGGAUGUUUGCCUAUUCGGGAUGGUUCCAGACUAGUUUUGUACGAGAAGAGCUAGUGAGGCCAGAACGAAAUAUUCCUCUGGCAGUUAUUGUGUCUGUGAUCACCGUGAUUGUGGGCUACAUGCUUACCAAUGUGUCCUACUACACUGUAUUGACAGCAACAGAUGUCCUGACCUCCCAGGCAGUAGCUGUGAGUUUUGCACGCAAAGCGUUCCAGAGCCUCAUCUCAGUGAUUCCUGUCUUGGUUGCCUUGUCUUGCUUUGGAACCAUGAAUGGAGGAAUCUUUACAUUUUCAAGGACAUUGUUUGUGGCUUCACGGGAGGGGCAGUGGCCUCCCCUUUUCUCUAUGAUCCACAUUCAAAGACAUACACCCUUACCUGCUGUUAUGCUGAUGUUCCCUUUGGUCACAGCCAUGAUUUGUGUGGGAGACCUCUACCACCUCCUGAACUUCUUCAGCUUCUCUCGGUGGCUCUUUAUCGGACUGGCAACCCUAGGGCUCAUAGUUCAUCGGCACCGUCACCCUGAGAUACCAAGCCCAUUCCAGGUCCCUCUUUUCAUUCCUGUUUCCUUUACAUUCAUCUGCCUUUUCACUGUGGGGAUGUCUUUCUACUCUGAUCCAGUAAGCAUCAGUAUCGGUUGCACCAUGGUUCUGAGUGGCUUUCCAGUUUACUAUUUGCUAGUCCAAAGGUCGAUGCCACAUUGCUAUCGUUCUACCUUCCAUUAUCUUACACUGAAGCUUCAGAUACUCUUGAAGGUGGUGCAACAAGAGAUCAGGACUUACUGAAGAGCAGAAAGGAAAGCAAAAGUUGUUGUUGGAUGCUCUGAUUUUGUGAAGACUUCCCUGCGGGCUUGCAUUUCGUUACUUUCAUCACCAGAUACAGCGUUCACAAGGAGUCCCCAAAACCAAAGGCACAAAAUAGGCUUCUAAUGUGUCACAUCUUGGACUGCCUGAGAAGCUUAACCUGCAGUGCUUUCCCUAUGAGCAAUGCAGAUGGGCAUGAGAGCACCCAGUCCUUGAAACAAGAGUCAGACAGAAGUGUCUGAAUUUGUUUUUUUGUCUUUAAAUACGAACUGUGUACAUGUAAGAACUAUUCAUAGAUUUGGGGUGGAGUACAGUAGACCUUUCAUCGGCUACAGUACACAGGUUAUU
Molecule: messenger RNA, 2005 nt
Organism: Heteronotia binoei (common prickly gecko)
Lineage: Eukaryota; Metazoa; Chordata; Lepidosauria; Squamata; Gekkonidae
Product: cystine/glutamate transporter-like
Exons: 14
Coding region: 215-1639 (474 amino acids)
Biological process (GO): amino acid transmembrane transport
Cellular component (GO): membrane
Molecular function (GO): L-amino acid transmembrane transporter activity
Source: RefSeq, a predicted model, not a curated record